Molecule: messenger RNA, 10747 nt
Organism: Gigantopelta aegis
Lineage: Eukaryota; Metazoa; Mollusca; Gastropoda; Neomphalida; Peltospiridae
Product: stress-activated protein kinase JNK-like
Exons: 11
Coding region: 180-1364 (394 amino acids)
Biological process (GO): JNK cascade; protein phosphorylation
Cellular component (GO): nucleus; cytoplasm
Molecular function (GO): JUN kinase activity; ATP binding
Source: RefSeq, a predicted model, not a curated record
CACAACCAAAGUGGAAGCUUUAUGGAAAUGAUAGGGAAGUCUGAUUCAGUAAAAUGAAUAUUUUUCAAGACGUGAUUAUUUUCUGUUAACAUGUUCUGUGUACAUUUUUAAAGAAUACUCACGACUGUAGAUUGUUCUCAAUUGGUGUUUGGGGAAAAACUAACUAACUGUGCAAUCAUAUGGCCACAUGCUUGGUCACUGUUCAGCAUUUCACAAUGAACAAACAUCCUAGCAUGUUUUACACAAUGGAAGUCGGCGAUUCGACCUUCACUAUUCUCAAACGAUAUCAGAGUCUCCGCCCCAUUGGUUCUGGAGCCCAAGGCAUAGUAUGUGCUGCCUGUGACAAUCAGACCGGCCAAAUGGUUGCUAUCAAGAAGCUCAGUCGUCCGUUCCAGAAUGUGACUCAUGCAAAACGUGCAUAUAGGGAAUUUGUUCUAAUGAAGUUGGUCAAUCAUAAAAAUAUUAUAGGUUUGUUAAAUGCAUUUACCCCACAAAAAUCUUUAGAAGAAUUCCAAGAUGUCUAUUUGGUGAUGGAGUUAAUGGACGCCAACCUGUGCCAGGUGAUCCAGAUGGAUCUCGAUCAUGAACGGAUGUCGUAUCUCCUCUACCAGAUGCUGUGUGGCAUCAAACACCUGCAUUUAGCAGGAAUCAUACACAGGGAUCUAAAACCAAGCAAUAUUGUUGUAAAAUCAGAUUGUACGUUAAAAAUAUUGGAUUUUGGACUGGCUAGGACAGCUGGUACGGGGUUUAUGAUGACACCAUACGUCGUGACGAGAUACUACAGAGCACCGGAGGUUAUUCUAGGCAUGGGCUACAAGUCGAAUGUUGAUAUAUGGUCUGUGGGUUGCAUAAUGGCUGAAUUGAUACGAGGCACUGUCAUGUUUCCUGGAAGUGACCAUAUAGACCAGUGGAACAAAAUCAUAGAACAACUAGGAACACCGAGGCACGACUUCAUGCUGAGGUUACAACCGACGGUGAGGAACUACGUGGAAAACCGACCAAAACACGCAGGCUCAUCGUUUGACAAACUCUUCCCUGAUGUCCUCUUUCCACCGGAUAGCACAGAGCACCAGGGUCUGAGGGCCAGCAUGGCUCGCGACCUGCUGUCCAGAAUGCUGGUGGUCGACCCUGAACGAAGGAUAUCGGUGGACGACGCACUGAUGCAUGGAUACAUCAAUGUGUGGUAUGAUGAAGGGGAGGUCAAUGCUCCAGCCCCACAAGCAUAUGAUCAUUCGGUUGAUGAAAAAGAACAUUCAGUAGAAGAAUGGAAGGGUUUAUUAUUUGCAGGUUUGAUUUACAAUGAAGUAAUGGAAUAUGAGCUGAGAGAAAGACAGAAAACUAUGCAAAACCAUACGGGUGAGUGAAAUCCAGCACAAGAUGGUGGAAGCAACGACACUGCAGCAACGGAUGGAGUAGCAGGCAGUUCUCCUAGUCAACCCCGUAUCCGAUAGCAGUGUACAUAGGACAAGAGUUUGUAUCAUAUUAGAUGCAUAAUUUAUUGAUUCUCAAGUUAUAUGAGACCUCCGCACUCUGGUUCGCAGGGUUCCGGCAGCUGAUUUCGACAACUGCAUCUUUGUGAAUAAGGAGGCCCGGACAUACAUCGUCUGUGGGGUGAAAUCUUCGAACAUACAUCGUCUGUGGGGUGAAAUCUUCGGACAUGCAUUCGCCUGUGGUAUGAAUCGACUCCGUGUUUUUAAUGCAAUACAAGCUGGAUCACAGUGUGACCAUGAUUGUAUUGAAUUGGAGUGUGUGGUUUACAUUUACUGACGACACAAAACCUGACACCAUCUCUUAUGUCACAAGGCUCAAAACAUAAGGAAUGGAAUUCUGCCAUGUUCAUAUCAAAAGAACAAUUUCUUUUUUUUCUGUUUUUUUCUGUCUCAUAAAAACAAACGGCUGUAGUUGUACCGUGAUUGGGAUGGUCGUCGUUGAACAAAGUCCAAUAUACCAACAAAACCAAGUCAUUUUAAUACCUGCUGUUCACACAAACUGUUGAAUUUUAGACUUCUAUUCACAUUGGUUUUUUGAGUUUGGGUUGGGUGUUUUAUUAUCAUUAUUUUUAUAAUAUUAAUGGAUAAGGUUUGUCUUUGAGAUUAUUUGACUACGGGUCAGAAUUACCAAAUGUUUGACAUCUAAUAGCCAAAGAUUAAUCAAUGUGCUCUAGUGGUGUCCUUAAACAAAACAACCCACUUCAUUUCACAUAUUUUGGAAUUUUCUUUAAUUAUAUAAAAUUUAGUUUUGUCCAAAAAAGUACUGUAAAUCAUGAAAUUAAUGCGAGAAAGAUAUUAAUGCAAAGAAUAUGACAGAUGUUUCGGUGAAAUGAUUAUUUGAUAAUUUUUUCCCCCAGUAUUAUAACGCACCAAGAAUUUAACAACAGGAAAACAAAACAACAAAGUGUAGAUGUGGGUGUGGGUUUUUUUCUUCAAAAAGCACAGCAUGUCAAAAGAAAAUAAAUGUUUUAAUACAAAAAAAGUGAAGCAAAUGAUCUUUGAAUAGCUGUUCCAAUAAAGUAGAUGAUGUGUUAUAUUAGCCCCUUUCUUGUUAUUGCUCUAAAAAGUGGGAGAAUUUACUAUCAACAGGCUAGAUUUUAUGGAUUUAUUUUUUUGUGAAGUGAAACUAAAUUUGUGAAAACAACUUGGCAUAAUUUUUUAAAAGUUUCAAUUGUCAGAAACAUUAAUAAAAAUACACAAUAUUUUCAUUUAACUACCCCAAGCCAACAUCAUGAGACAUUACUUUGAUGAUUUACAGUGGAUCAUUUUCUAUAUUCCUGCAAAAUGAUGUGUUGGAAUUUUUUAAUUAUUACACAACCGCAUUGCUGUGUUUAAAACCACCUGUAUAGUUUGAUAAAAGCAUUAUGUUAAAAUGUAGGGGUGGGGUCAAAACACUUAGAAUGAGUUAGACAGAUCAUAUUUUGAUCACAAAACAGCAAAACCUCAUAUAGCAUUGUCAAAUUAAAAUAUUUUUAAUUACAAAGGUUUAAUUGGUCAACCCGUUUUUGUGAGAUUGGAAUAAAUGUUAAAUUAGCACAUUCAAAAUUAACACAAUUUACAGAAGCUUGCUGAGAUCUUGCUCACUCAGUAGCUGUAUAUGCUAAUCUGUCAUGUUUUUUGUUUUUUUCUUUUGCACCAAUGUAUAGUGGCACUAUAAAAAAAAAAUGUUUACUUUUCUCUGCUGCAGUGUUACUUGUUAGUCUUAGAACAACCUAGAAAAUUAAUAUUAGUAUCUAGAAAUUGGUAACAUUCCUGCUACAAAGCUUACAAACUGAACAGUGACCUGACAAGUUUUUUGUUAGUCAUUGUAUUUGAAAAUUUUAAAAUAAAUUAGAAAAUGAAAUAUCUUUGACAAAAUUACUGUUUAAUUUUACAAAGGACAUAUUAGUUUCAUUCAGGCCCAUUAUUAAAUAUAAAUAUUUCCUGAUUUAUGAUAACAAAUUAUUGACAUUUAUGACAACAGAGUUUUAUCUCUGAAAUUUAUUUGAUAUCCUUAUAAAAAAAAAAGACUGUUGAGCUUUUUAAUGUCAUUCUUUAUCAGAAAUUUAUGAAAUGUUUUUACUGUAUAAAUAUGAUAAAUAACUACAUUGUACUGACUUCCAAAAAUGAAGGCAGAAGCUAUAUCCUAUACCAUGAAAUAAUUGUAUGUACAGCUGAUAAAAAAGCAUUACAUAAGAUCAUCCGUAAUUUGAUAUAAAAAAAGAAAUUUACUAUUCUAAAUUUACUAAGUCUAGAUUUUGAGGCACUGUUACUUGCAUAUUGUUGCUCAAAAGCAUAUGACUUUUAUCAUUUGUAUGGCAUACAAGCUCAGAAUGUGACUAACCCAAAGUUAAGAAUGCUUCUGUGAAAUUAAACCAGCUGAUUAUGUCAAGUUAACCUGCAAUUGCUAUGUACAUGUAUAUGGCAAGAUGGGAUAACCACGGUAAUUUUUUUUUUAGACAUUUCUGGUCAGUGACCAAAAUGAUAGUAAUGUGACAGAAGCUGACUUGACUUACUGAUUUCGGAUUAAAUUUCAUGUACGCAGGCCAUUAUAUUUUGUAUUGAUAGUUUCAGUAUGAGUCAAUAACAGAACAUAAAUAUUUAUGGAUUAGAGAUUAAAAACCUUAUAGGCAUGAUAAAAUGUAGUGUCUUAAAAAGAAUGAUUAUAUGGGCGGGUUUUUUUUAUAAUGUCUUUCUGAAAAAGACGGUUUGCUUAAAUUGAUUGUGCAUCUUUUAUGGAGUAAAAUUUUAAAUAAUGUUUUGCAGGAUAAGGUAACCAGCUAUCCUUUUAAUUUUUACUGUUUGAAUCAUGUACUAAUUCUGUUUCGUCAAAAUAAUUAAUAAAAAUUUAUAUACCUGUAUGUAUAGUAAUUAGUAUUUGUAUCUUAAGAUUCCAGUGGGAUUUUUAAUGUAAUUUUUAAGUUUUGUUUUUAAUUGAUAUGAAACCUGUUUUUAUUAGUUGUUAUUAUUCUACUUUGAAAAUUUUAAAAAUGUCUCUGAGCAAUUUUUAGCCUUAUUGAAAUAAGACUUUGGGAAGGAACAUUCUUUAAAUAAAAUUUAACUACUUAUAAAAUGGAAGUAAUCUGACAAAACAUUAGAAUGCCUUCUUUUCUUUUCUUUUUUAAUGUCUUUUACGACUAAAUAUUUUGGGGAAUAUGUAUUUAUGAAUGUCUUCAACUGUAUUAUUUGUAUACCUUUAGAAUAUCUGCUAUGUUAGAAAUUUACACAAUUUGUUAUAGUUUAUCACAAGUGCAUGUUUUUCUAAAAUAUUAAGAAAGAUUAUGAAAAUGAUUUCCUUUUAAUACAUAACCUGACCUCUCUACUUAAAUGCAUUGAAAAAGAAUAUCCAGAACAUAAUAGCCAACGAUUGGCUGUUGAUACAUUCAGACUAGUCCAUUGUUUUGGGGGGGGGGGGGGGGGGGGGGGGGCAGAUGCACAUAAGUAGGAAGCUCACUUUAAGUAUUCAUGAAAAGAGAAAACAUUCAAAGAAUUGUUUUUUUCAUACUAAUAGCAUACAGAUUUCUAUAGAUUUUCAGUAUAUUUGUAGAUCACACACACACACCACCACCACCACCAACACUACCAACACCAACACAACAAAAUAGGUAUAAUUUGGUCAGUGCAGAACUUCUUUUUAAAAAUCAACAAAACCAAUGUUUACAGUUGUAUUGAGUUAAAUGAGAAUACUGAUUGGUUUUGAUCAUUCCAUAAUUAUAUUUUAACCACUUUUAUAGCUUAGGAAACAAUAAUUCAAAAUAAUUGUUAAUACAUAUUAUAUGAAUGGGUGUCCAAACCAAAAAAAUGGCAUCUGAUCUCUGUUUUUAGGUAUGUCACUCCAAAACCAAGACUACAUUUUUGAAAAUAUUUUAUUUAUAUGUCAGAAUGCAUUUUUGAAAAAUAUAUAUUAUAAUAAUUCUGAGUGUCUCCAUCCAGUUUACUCAUCUCGUUGAUGUAUGUAUGUUUUAUUUUACUUAAUGUUUCUCAGUUCAAUACCAAUAUUAUAAUUUACAGUUAAAUUUGUUUACAAAGACCACCUAAAGAAUCUGUAGAAAUAACAAGUAAGAAAUAAUCUAUUUUAACUGAUUUUUUCAAACUGGAUUUUUUAUAGUAGGCAAUAAAUAACCUAAAAAUUGUAUACACGGGUUCAUGUUAUUGUGUUUGUUAUAGCAACCUCACUCGUGCGAUAACAAUAACAUCUAAAAAUUGGGUGGUGCGUUUUUAUUGAAGUUUAGGAUUUGUUUUGUAUUUAUUUAUUUUUAAUUGAAGGCAAUACUGAGAAAGCUUAGUUACAGACAGAUAUAUAUGUUAAACAGGUGUGCUUUAUAUAGGCUUGACUGUAUCUGAUGUUACAUGCUCAGACAAUGUAAUACCUGUCUAUUAUUCUUCAGUUCUGUUAAAACUGGUCUCAGCCAUUGAGUGUUCAAGGAUUCCUUUUGCAAGUAACACACAUGUAAACAAAAAAACAUUGAUUCAAGCUGCUGAUGUCAAGUGUUAGAAAUACAGAAUGGAUUUUCAGUAAAUGUCUUAGGUAUCUAGGAUGUAAACAUAUCGUUUUUGAUAUUACCGAAUUAAUUUUUUUUUUAAUUUUUUUUUUAAAUGUACUUGAUUAUAGAUAGAAGUUUGUGAUUACAUGGAGUUGGGGGUGGUUCAAAAUCACAGUUUAAUUUUCAUAUAAUCAAAACGUACAAUUUAAUUUUUAAAAAUUCACAGCAAAAAAAAAAAAUACCAUUGAAAUUUUUUUUUUUUAAAUAUCGUCAAAGGCAAAAAACUCCACGGCAUUGCCGAUUGCCAUUGGCAAUUGCAGGGGUUGUAUAAUACAAGCAAAAUAUUGGGAACUUAAACCGUACGGAAUGAAUUGGUCAUUGGUAUGUCAAUGAUCAAAUGGUUAAAAAAUCAAUGAACUAUUCCAUGCAAAUUUAGAAUUGUGUAUAAUUGCAUCUUGGCCCAGUAAAACCAUUGGUUAAUAAACAUGUUUAUUUAUUUAUAAUAGUUUAUUUAUUAUUGCUUGUUUGUUUUGUUUUUUUAACCCUGUUUCUGUAUUUAAUUUUUAUGUAUAAACACAUUUUGUAAAAAGGUUUUUAUGGCAUUACAAAACUAAUUAAACAUGUACAGUUGUAUUGAAGUUCAUUUUCUGUAUAACUCUAAGAAUAGCAUUAUGACAUGUUAAAAUCUUAGAACGGGGUGGUUGUUAUUGUUAGUGUUAUAAAAUGGAUACAUCAGGAGUUUUAUGAUGGCUUUUUAAUCUACCAGAAGAUAUAAUUUAUUAAUUUUAUGUAGCUUCAAAAAUGUAUUUGUAUAUUUAAGCUAUUAAAUAUUUCCUGUUUAUAAAAACAUAAAUAUCAUUGGGAAAUGGUUCAGGAAAGUAUUUGGAAGAUAUGCAAAUUUGUAUUACUUCAGAUUAAUAUUUUAAGGAAAACACAUGGAAUUGUGUAUUAAAAGAUUAUUUAGUUUACAUUUCACUUUAUUGCAGUUACCAAAUAAAAGUAUUAGAUGCAAUUUUAAUAUCAUUAAUUCUCUGUUACUUUCUUAGUUAUUACAGAUUAGCAAUAACUUUAUCAUUGAGUGGCGGUUCCUAAAGUAAACAGUGUUGUUACUGAUUUUAAAAAGUAUAUAAAACCAUAGUAAAAUAAAACCAAUUGAAUUAGGGCACUUAUAGUAAGAGAACAUUAUUAAGGCAAUUUUUUUUAAGUGUUACGAAUCAAUACUUUGUACAGUCAAAAGUAAAAGUGUUGCUACAGCUUGUCAAAAGGUGAAAAUAAUAUACUAUAUUGUAAAACUUGCGGACAAAGAUGCGCAAGAUGUAUCUUGGAUGUCAUGUUAAUACCUGUACAUUGUUUUAUUUAUGAGACUAUUAAUGACAAAAAUAAAUAAAAAUUAGGUAUUUUAGGCAGAUCAGAUGCAUUUUAAAAAUAUCAGAUUUGAUAUUUUUUGGAAUUUUUUUCAGAGCUAUAGAAUGAUGUUAUUUUAUCACUGGUACUUGUACCAGACAACUGUGAUGUAUUGGAUGUUUUUAUUGUUAUAAAUAUUGGCAAGGUUGUAAGUAUACUGUAUGCCAGUACAGGUAGUCGUAUGAAUUUUAUGUAUUAUAAUUGGCAAUAAUUGUAUAUUUUUGAAUCCAUCAUCAUCUUCAUCAUAAUUGUUGAUGUCUAUUUUUUCGGGGUGCUAGUCACUGUGUAUUUGUCCAGUCUAUCCUGUUUGUUUUUCAUCACUCAUUAUGUUUGCGAGUGUGUGCAUGUGCGUGCGUGUGUGUGUUUGUGUCUUUAUUAUGUUAAAGCUUUAUUCUAUAUACUUGUCUAGACGUUUAUUCUCUAAACCAUUGUCUAGAUUUCAUUGUGUUCUUCAUUUUAAAGCGGUGCUGUUUUAUGAACGCUGUUUGAGAGAGGUGCCAAGUUCUGUGAGAGUGAAACAACACAUUAAUUAGGCCAUGUGUAAUUACAUGCUUGUCUUGGGUCCUGCACAUACAUCUACUUUGCUUCCGAAGUGCUAAUUCUUCAGUGAGUAGCACGUCCAUUUUAUGCAAUUUGUAGUCAAAGAAUUGACUGGAACAGACUAACCAAUCCCUCCGAAUACAUGCAGCAUGGGUAUUGAAGUGUAAAGACCAAAAAUUGUGUGUUGGACCCAAAACAUAGAAUUAAUUCACAUGGCCAAACUAUGAUCAUACCAGUACAGCAAAAACUAAUUUUGGAAAAAGCAGAGCGGUUAGCAAACAGGAUUCUUUUCAUAUGAAAUGUUCAAUGAUAUUGAUAAUUUACCCGCCCACUAAUAUUAUAAAUAUUAUUGCUGGUAAAAGUACAUAACAUAUAUAUUGUAUUUAAGUAUAUAUUCAUGCCAUAAGCACCUAAUGCUUUAAAGACCAGUGCUGCUGCAACAUAGUCAGUUAUUUUACAACUUGGUCAUUGGGUAGGCUUUUGUUUCUUUUUCUUUCUUUUUUAUUAUUACCCCAAAUUACUAAGCAUGUGUGGGCAAUUUUUAUGAAUUUUUAAUUCACUUUUGAAUUGUAGUAUACAAUUUAUUGUCAGGCUAAAAAUGUUUUAAAGUUUUUCAAGAAGGAGCAAGUUCAUUAUUUGAAAUGGAUAACUACAGUAGUAUGACCAAGAAUGUAAAUACAAAUAAGUUUUGCUUUAGAACCUUGCAAUGUGUUAAUUAAAAUGUGUGAUGCAAGAAUGAUGUCAUAAUAUUUCAUUUAUACUGUUUUAUUUACUUACUAAUUAGGCCAUAAUAUAUUAAAUGCCUUUUUUUUUUAUCCCUUUUCUUUUUUUUUUGAAAUAAUGCACAUCGAAGGUAUAUAUUUUAUGCAGUGGUGUGCCUAGGGGAUGGCAUGUAUGGCACGUGCCCUUGGCGCUACAUGCAGAGGGCAUCACUGAGCAGUUUCUAUGAAAGUCAGACAAGCCAUCCUCGGAUGGUGAAAAACUAAUUUUCUUCAGAUGUAUGAAGAUCUGUCUUUGAUUGUCAUAAUUAUUAGUCUAAAUAAUAAACAAAAAUAAUAAAUACUUUUUUCAAUCGUUAAAUGCCAAAUUAGUUUCCUUGACAAUCAGUUGAAAUUUUUAAUUGCAGGUUAAUUUUUAUUUCUAAAAGAUGGGUGUCAGAUGUUUGGACAGGGAUGCAAUUUUAGUGUUUCUCAUAGGCGCUAUUUCCCUUAAAUACGCCACUGAUUUUAUGGCCAAUUUUAUUAUUAUUUUAAUUUUUUUGCCAAUUAAACAAAAAUAACAACUCAAUAGGGAACAAACCUUUAUCUUCGGAGCUGGUGGAGAUGAAAAUCAAGGAUUUAAUUUAUUAUGGCCUUAGAUAUAUAAUUAUGCUACAUUCAUGACACAAAGUUGUAGUGUUUGAGGAGAUUGCUGUGUAAUAUAAGAAUAUAGCUUUUGUUUGGCAAUUGUUAAUACAUGUAAUAUGAAUUGAAGUAAAGUACAAGGAAAGGUGUAAGGCCAAUACACAGACUUCUCUUUCAUUAAUCACUAAAACUAUCCAGUAAUCACUGUCCUGGACUAAUAGAAGAGGUGUAAGGGCCAAUACACAGACACUUCUUUCAUUAAUCACUGAAGCUAUCCAGUAAUCACUGUUCUGGACUAAUAGAAGAGGUGUAAGGCCAAUACACAGACACUUCUUUCAUUAAUCACUGAAGCUAUCCAGUAAUCACUGUCCUGGACUAAUAGAAGAGGUGUAAGGCCAAUACACAGACACUUCUUUCAUUAAUCACUGAAGCUAUCCAGUAAUCACUGUCCUGGACUAAUAGAAGAGGUGUAAGGCCAAUACACAGACACUUCUUUCAUUAAUCACUGAAGCUAUCCAGUAAUCACUGUUCUGGACUAAUAGAAGAGGUGUAAGGCCAAUACACAGACACUUCUUUCAUUAAUCUCUGAAGCUAUCCAGAAUCACUGUCGUGGACAGAGUCCAGAAGGCCGAAGUGUGUGUGUGUGCCCAUGACCACGUGCUUGAAUGUUAAUUGAAUAUAAACACAAAAAUCAAUUAAAAUUAAAUAAAAGGACCUUUAAGCCAACCUUUGAAGAAAUGGGCUAAAGAUAUUAAAAAUGAAGGAUUUAUUAUUACAAAAUGUAUCUUACGAGUUCUUAUCAUUGUUAUUAAUAGUGGUCGUGUGACAUGAUGCCAGUCUUUUUUAAGGCUAUGGUUCAUUGAAAUUAUAGCUUGUAAUUUUUCUAAGUAGUCAAGCUGGAGGUACUUAUAACAAUGUAAAUAGUACCAAAGACACAGGAAUUGUCAUGUUUUUUUCAGUAUUUAACAAUUCCAUGAAAUUCUCACAGUAUGACUUGUGGUAAUGAUUUGUUGCUUACACUUCAUUUACAGUGAAGUCAUAGAAAAUAGUGUUUUCUUACUUCAAUUCCAUCACAUGCAACUUUAAUUUUUUCAACAAUUACAUCAUUCUUGCAAUGCAGACCACACAGCACAAAUUAUGACUGUAAGUUGCACUAUGAGAAAGCAUGUCAUACCUUUUUUUGUUCUUUUUUUGUUUGUUUUUGUUUUUGUUUCUUUUUUUGUUCCUUUAUUAUGUACAGAUUAAAGUGAACAUUUGAAAUGAAAUCGGUCCUGUUUGUUCACAGGCCAUUACCUUUUAUUUGUUUUGUUUUUCAGAAAUACUUCAUAUAUUUGAUUACUUCAUGUACAUUAUUUAAAAAAUGAAAUGUUAAAAUGUCAGUCUCCUAAAAAAAUAUUGCCUUUUAGGUUGAUCACAGUGUUAAAUUAAAAAAAAGAAAAAAAGAUCUUGGUUAGUGUUUUGAAGACGUAGUUUAUAAUACAGCAAGAAAUAAAAUCUAACAUGCAAA